AUGCCACUAAACUCCAGCAGAAAAGAACUCAAAACGACCGCAUGCAGAUCUUCCCGCCGAAUCCGGGACGCUCAGAGUCGGCCGGAUACUUCCUCGGCACUUUUACCCUGCCAGGGUGGUUUUUCCGGGCAUGACCGGAGUAAUGCCGAAGCUCAAGUCUGGAUCGGCUCAGUUUCAGACCUCGCGUGCGAUCCAAUCACAGCGAAAAUGUUGAGCGAGGCGAGAACGCCACUCACCUCAUUCCACUUGAUGCCAAGCGGACCGGACGCUCUUGCGAUGCACAUUUUGUUGGUUGUUGUUCGGUGUUUAGCGUUUGAUCUGGAUCGCAUGGGUGAGGUAAUCAUGGUCAUGUGCCUGACGCUGCGAGUCAGCCAGCCAGCCCGCUCGUCCUCUCUCCCGCUCUCCCGCCCGGAGUGCUGUCGCUUCUGCUGCCGCCGCCAUCAUUACUUUUUUUCUAUUCGAUCAGAUACAUCUCCAGUUACCCAGUAG
Molecule: messenger RNA, 489 nt
Organism: Aspergillus costaricaensis CBS 115574
Lineage: Eukaryota; Fungi; Ascomycota; Eurotiomycetes; Eurotiales; Aspergillaceae
Exons: 3
Coding region: 1-489 (162 amino acids)
Source: RefSeq, a predicted model, not a curated record